This is a messenger RNA of Geodia barretti, 474 nucleotides long. The record is from the annotation of a GenBank genome assembly. NCBI's taxonomy places the organism in Eukaryota, Metazoa, Porifera, Demospongiae, Tetractinellida, Geodiidae.
GGAAUUCUGCCCCGAUAGUGCUCGAUCAUGUCUGUGAAUCGCCUGCUUUAUGGAGCUCUAAUUCGUCCGAGACCGCGACAGAAACGUUUGGAAUGCGCAAAACACUUCAGAGUGUUAGCGCACGCAUCAAAAGAGGACAGUGCGAGCGGAAACGAGCCACAGAGCUACAGAACUUUCAGCGAUCUCUUUCAAUGCUCGAAAUUCUCAUCGAUCCUGGACCCCGUCAACCAGAACGUUGAGGGAGAGGUACUAGCGGUCGUGGGCGGUAACAUGUACGUGGAUUUCGGCUGCAAAUUUCACGCCGUCGUCCCCGUCCCGACUUCGUCAUCGCCGGGCGGCGACGGAACUCGCUACGAGGAAGGAUCGAAGGUGGUGGUGCGAGUUCUGGACCUAGAGAUGACGGACCACUUCGUGGGAGACCACAGAGACACUUCGCUGCUUGAGGCAGAGGCAAAACUUGUAGUACAAAAAUGA